GUGGCGACCUGACCUUUGAGUAUUACCGAAGGGCGACCAGGCGACGCCCAGUUAGCUAUGAUCAUGAGGUGAGGCUACGCAACCUCAGAUGCAGUGGGACUUGGGGUUUUUGACCACCACUUUAUCAGCUCGCAUGAGUAGUGCUGUCAGAUAGGGCGACCUCAGGCCCCCAUUGAUUUAAGGAGAGGUUUGUGACCUGGUGUGAGUUGCAACUCGUGUAACGACCUGACAAAUGUGGUUGUCGUCACGAUAUGUGACGAGCUGAAUCUUGGGGGAUUUUAGCAUACGAUCUACACUUGUGAACGAAUUGGCACGAUUGAGCCGAUUUGGCGAAUAUGUCAUCUUUGUAACGACCUGGUAAGUAUGCUCACAAUAGCGAGCUGGUGUGACAGUAUAGGGUACACCUCAGCAGUUACGAUCUGAAUCUUGGGAUUUUUUGAGUCAAGCAAAUCUUUGAGGAGAUACGAUUGAACUUCCCAUAUCUCUUUGCCUUCCCCGUCAUAAAUGCUGGCUCAGCAUUUGAGGGAUGUGACAGCUAAAGCCGGCGCACGUUAUGCAGGAGGGGCGUUAAGCGCCUGCCACGUGUGGGACGCUAGUUGGCGCGUCAGAAACACGCCAAGAACGCUCCAGCUUGAAGAAUCAGCACACCGAAUCAACUUCGCAUCAUUUUCAAGUAAAAUGGUUUCAUUGAGAGAGCUUACAGAGCAACGAGGUAACCAGGGUAGAGAGGGAGAAGAGGAAGGGGUUUUGUCAGUAGAGCCUAUCACAAUGAUAGUGCCGUCGGAGUUGCAGGAUGUGCCGGAAACAAUGGCGUCUGAGAGCAGCACCAGUUCCAGCGCCAGUGACAACGGUGGCGACCACCCUAGUGCGCCGUCGAGCAGCUCGUUCGAGGGGACACCUGGCCGCGAGGAGGGGGAAGGGGAUGUAGUGAGCCAUGUUUCAGAUCGGCCUGUAAUGGAAGAAUGGGAGAGCAGAACCAUCACGGGCAGGUUGGAUAACCUGCGAAAGGCGCCAAAGGACCUGCCCGUCGAAUUUAGGUUCCGGGCCGCGCUUCAUCAUGAAGUAGCAGAUUGCACGCCCUCAAUCAGCGGGUACAAAAAAUUGGAGGAUAUGGUGAGGACGUAUCAUAUUCCCCGGACAAUACUGUUACGAACAGGCGCACCAAAUGAGAGGGCUUGCACGGUGUCACAGACUGGCUGGAUCCCAGUGUAUGUGGACCACUUUGACGCCGGCCUGCGGUUUCCCCUGCCCGGAUUGGUGUUCGACCUGCUGGCGGAUUACGAGCUGGCGUUGACGCAGCUGACUCCCAACAGCAUAAGGUUCAUUAUUGGCUUUAUGCUGUUGUGUGAGCGAUUAGAGGUACCUGCCAAGGCGAUCGUGUUCAGGUCGCUGUUUCAAUGCCGGCUGUGUCCUAACUCCCGAGGCGCGAAGUGGUACUACCUUUCCGGGAGAGACAAAAGCCAGCUGUUCAAGAAUGUCCGGAACAAAGUGGCGAGGUGGAAGAGGCAAUUUAUAUUUGUUCGCGACACGCGAACAGAUAGGAUAAACAACGACCUCGCUGCCCGGCUGUUAGAAUGGCGCACGCCGAACACCCAUAUCAACUACCCUCAGCUGCUGCCCCGGGAUGUAGAUCUGAAGAACCAGCUGCUUGAGUAUGCCAAGAGGGAGGGUCUGAUAGAUUUAGAAACCCUGGUUACCUCGGAGCAGCUCGCCGUGUUCGGGUUUGUCGAUGUGACAAACCUGUUCACAGAAGGAGAAAUGAGUAGCAUCCUAGAACGCCAACGACAGCGAGCUCAAAGCUCACAAGGCCGUGUGUCGGGCAGCGCACAACCCAGGCAGACACGGUUUGACGAGCGGCCACCUCCAGCGCCUCAAUCACGUGGCUCGUCACACCGGGGAUCCAGCUCGGCGUCCAGGCCGCGAGCUGAGCAUAGAGCUGAAGUUGCAGCUCCGGGUGCACGUAGGCGUGCACGCGAGGAGACGGAGAGCGAGGAAGAUGAGGUCCCCCUUGCUCGGCGUAGAACAAGCGGGGGGACUCAGCCCGCUCAGGCGGCCCGUCCUACAACCGUGCGUUCGCCCAACGCACCGUCAGCGACCGCGCGGGCAGCAGUUGAGCCCGCCUCUGCAUCAGCUUCGACUUCGGGCCCCAGUAUUGCUUAUCCUGAGGGUUUCAGCUACGUGCGGGCGGAGUGCCAGCCCGCCAUGGUGCAAGCCAUGCACAGUUUUGUGCUCCCGGCAGAUAGUCGGCGGGCAAAAGCGUUUGUGCAGCAACAUGGCGGCCAGGUUGCCAUGAUCAAGCUGAUGGAUGCAUUCAGCUACGCUAUGGCGCUCUACGAGAGCGAGCAGGGGGUUCGUACAGAGAGCAGCGAGCUCGGUGCCAAGUGCAAACAGCUGGCCGCGGAGAAGGCUAGCCUUGUGGACGAUGUGAAUCGUCUGCAGGGCUCAGAAAUGGCGAACCGAGUUGCGGCUGCAGAGAGCCGGGCGGAUGAGCUCGCCAAUAGGAUCAAUGAGCUCACGGAGGAGCUAGAGCAAGCCCGUGCGGAGAGAGAGAGCGGGAUUCAAGCGGCAAAGGACGAGGUCGCUCGGGUUGAAGAGCGGGCUAAGAGGGCUGAGGACGAGAGGGACCGUGCUCAGACCGAGCUGGGUUCCCUCAGGCUCCAGGUCGCCGAGGCUGACAAAAACCUCAGCGCUACCGAAGAGGCGCUGAACGCAUUGAAAGCUUCUCAUGCGCGCUCCGUAGGUAUUGCUCGAGCUCAAGGGGCGGAAUGGCUGGUCGGCUCGUCAACUUUCCAAGACGCAGUGGUGGUGGCGUCUGCUAACAUGACCACGGAAAUCUACAACGAGAUUCGUGGGAAGGUGCUGCACCACCGCCCAGAUUUUCCAAUCCGCGAGCUGGUCUUCUUUGACGAGGAGGAGCUUGACGAGCAGGGUAAGAGCCUUGCUCCCCUCGCUGACACAACCGUGAGGCUGAGAUGGGAUUUGAACGAGGAGGGCGUGCCCGUCUGGCCACCGUCCGUGCUGGAGGACGGGGAGGAUCCAGCCGGACUGGCCUCAUUUGAUGCAUGGGUAGAGGGUGCUCCUGUAGCUGAGCAGGAGCCUUCAAGCACCCCGCCCACCUCUCAGCCCGCCGCGAGAGCAAUGCUGUGGAGUGAUGAGGUUGAUGUUAUCUCUUCUGAUGAAUUUUCUUCAGAAGCAGAGGCGGAUGCUAAUGAUGGAACCAGUAAUUCGCCUACUGAGCAACCACCCCAAGAAUUGUCCCCUCAAGGUACUUUCAAGUUUCAAGAUAUGGGUUUCAUCUCGCUUUUGUUUGAGUCUACAAAUUUCUCAUUUUCUUUCAUGUCCUCUCACUGUCUUGCUCUUAGCAAGAAAGCAACAUUUGACUGUAACAAUGGUAAUAGUUUCUAACAAGGUAAUUAGUUGCCUUUUAUAACUUAGAUAAAAUCUCAUCUUUAGUUCUACAAGAAGUUUGGUGGUUGUUGUUGUGAGAAUUGUAACUGUUUGGACGGGAAGCAAAAACACUAAUGGCAAUGGGUGCUAUAGCUGUAUAAUGGGUUUUUUCUACUGUAACUGGCUGAAGGAACAGAUUACCUGUCUUGUUCUUGUCUGCUUAAUGAUGUACCAUUCACUAGCAAUGUAAUAUGUGUUGAAUCAUAGAAUUAGAAUUAAUUAGUAGUAUUCUU
Molecule: messenger RNA, 3680 nt
Organism: Rubroshorea leprosula
Lineage: Eukaryota; Viridiplantae; Streptophyta; Magnoliopsida; Malvales; Dipterocarpaceae
Source: the annotation of a GenBank genome assembly